CGAGUUUUGGGGACACCUUUUUCUCGGUAAAACCUCCCACCAGAUUCUUCACACCACGCCUCACGGGGUCUGACCACUGCACGCAGGACUUACAUGCGUCUGUUCAAAAAUAUGGUGGUAACGUCCCUGGUUUCUCACAACAAGCCGUCAAGCUUUCGGAUUUCUACAAGACCGGCAGGAAACGAUUUCUACAUUUCUUGAGCUGGUGAACCCUGGCUUCAGGAGAAGGCGACAUGCACGGCACCUGGGCCGGAACAGGUAACGGCGGAGGCGGCGGCGGUGGCGGUGCCAGCGGUCUGCGCGGCUUCGCCAAGCUGGCUAACCGGCCUCCUCCCAACCAGCAGACGGGGUGCCGAGACCCGUGCGCCGAGAUCCCGCUGUGCCGCGCCAUCGUGACUCUCAUCCUGGGCGGCCUGCUCCUCAUCGCCGGCAUCGUCAUCACCGCGCUGCACUACUCGGGACAGCUGCAAGGGGACGAUACCGGCACGGUGGGGCCCGUGCUGCUCUGUCUCGGCUUCAUGUUCUGUCUCCUCGGCAUCGUCUGGAUCCCCAUCUUGAGGCGGAAGGAGGCCCGGCGACAGGGUACGGACUUUUACGAGGCGCAGGCGGAGCGGGUACGGCUGGAGGCCGCGCGGCAGAAGGAGCUGGCAGAGACCGAGCGGCUACACGGAGGGAACCCCAUUGUUUAGAUUGAAACAGACUUUGAUAAGCCCCGGUUACACAGCCCAACUUGGCUCUCGCGGACACUAGCCGACUACAGCCGACCUAGCUCUCGAAUCACUCCUAACCAUGGCCAUGUUUCGGCUAUGUGUUACCCGGGCUUUGUACUACAGGGACAGCAAACUGGGUAUGAUAUACGACCUGGCAGCGAUAAGAACAACGGGUAUCUGCAUCAAUCGAGCUGUACCGGUGUGGUAUUCGGGAUACAAUAACCAAGCAUUACAGCACCGUCGUUAGUGAUUCAUCUUAGAUAUCCGGCGGGACAUUUGUACAAAAAAGAACAGGUUUCUUGACUCAACUCUACAUAGAUGAAAGUUCUAAUCUCCGGGCAGAUUUACCAGUGGCAUAAUAUAGUAUCAAAGCUGGCUAAGGAGUAUAGCUGGCCAAACACACUCCUAGGCCGGCUUCACUCCUAUGACAGCUUUUGACACUAUCGUAUGCUACCGUAAGAUCUGCUUGGAGAUUUGAAAGUUCAAGGAUCUUCUCUCGUCCAAGAUCAUAAAAUUUGUUUAUCGGGUAAACUGAUAUUUCAAAGACACCAUUGAACACGCAUCAGCUGCCUUGGUGAUGUUCGCAGAAGCCAGACAUUCGACGGGCGGUAAAAUGAGUUUUCGGUUGGUCCAGGACAGAUAGAAACUAUCUCGGAGCCAAGAUAGAAACGAGAUUGUUUGAGUUAAUGGAAGACAUCACACAGAAGUGGGCACGCGGUGACAUGUAACGCUGCACGCCGUUGGCUGUACUCUCUACUGCAGUGCAUAAUUUAUGAUUUGCAGAAGCAAUCUGGUGAUAUUGCCGACAUGCUCAUACUAUAAUAAGGAUUUGUGACUAUUUUUUUACAGGUUUAAGUUCAAUUCUGAUAUCUACAAUUAUCAUUUUCACCUUCUUGUAAGUCUGAAGCCUUGUUAUCUUGCUCUAGAUCUCCAAAAAUGCUUAUGUUGCUACGACG
Molecule: messenger RNA, 1666 nt
Organism: Branchiostoma floridae (Florida lancelet)
Lineage: Eukaryota; Metazoa; Chordata; Leptocardii; Amphioxiformes; Branchiostomatidae
Exons: 3
Coding region: 234-689 (151 amino acids)
Source: RefSeq, a predicted model, not a curated record